Messenger RNA from Rubroshorea leprosula, 1155 nucleotides. NCBI's taxonomy places the organism in Eukaryota, Viridiplantae, Streptophyta, Magnoliopsida, Malvales, Dipterocarpaceae. The record is from the annotation of a GenBank genome assembly.
AGUUAGAGGGUUGGAUAAAGAGGACUCAAGGGUCGGUGAUGAACACCCAUUGACAACUGAACCAAGUAAAGUUCGCAGCGUACACAGCGGCAGUCUAAAACAAGUGAACAACCAGCAAGCAUGGAGAAAGAAGAAGAAAAGGGAAGCAUGGGUGGAUAUGGAGUACAAUGUUAUGUCGGAGUAGCCCACUCUGUUGAAAUAGUUCUAAUCCUCCAGGAAAGAUUCUACAUGGAAGGUUAUUUCACAUGCCGUCUAAGGGCUAUAGGAGGCAAAAUGGUAUUAUUGGACUGUGAGGAUAAGGAGGAGCUAAAAGAAUUAAUUCAGGGUGCAGCUAGCUGGUUAAGCCAAUGGUUCGCAGAUGUCAAGCCAUGGUCUCCAUCAUUGGUAGCAAAGGAAAGGUUUGUUUGGCUAAGGUGCCUGGGAGCACCAUUACAUGGUUGGGGGCCAGAGUUUUUUGAGUCUAUGGUGACGGCAUGGGGGAAAUUUAUCAGCCUGGAUGACAACACAAGCAAGAAAAGAAGGUUUGACGUUGCUCGAAUCCUAAUCUCCACGCCGAUUAUGGAGUCAAUCUCAAUUAAAAGGCAUAUCAAAGUUAAUGGAGUCCUCUACAAUCUCAUGUUUACGGAAGAGAAAGCGUCUAACAGCCUUCUCUCUAUGAAAUUUGAUUUUCUGCCAAGCAUCAAGAGUGACUCUGAAUAUGAAGAAUCCUGGUCAGAAGGCUUGGAUAUAGAGGAAGAACCAGGAGAGAAUGGUCGUAAAGAUAACAGGGAUUCAAGCGCCGGGGACGGGAACACUGUAGGGGAUUUUUCGGACCAGAUCGGGAAAGACAAACGAGUGCCUGCCAUUCCAGAUUUCGAGGCACAUUUUGAAUUUGAAGGAGAUUUGCAUGAUGAAGUAUGUCAGAAAAAGAAGGAUAUGAUCUAUUACAGCUGGAUAGGUGAAGAGGAGUUAGUUGAAGUGGUUGCAGAUAGUCUCAAGGAAUGCUUAGCAGGUAGUGACGUGGGAAGCAGAGAUGAAGAAGAAACACCGACUGUUGAGUCGCAGAAUUGGGUCAGCUUAGACCCAAUUGAAGCCUCAAAAGAUGCUACAAGGUCCUGAUGGGCUAAGCCCAACUACCAUCAUCCAGCCCACUCUCAACAAAAUUUUGGAGGCCUG